Molecule: messenger RNA, 336 nt
Organism: Cariama cristata (Red-legged seriema)
Lineage: Eukaryota; Metazoa; Chordata; Aves; Cariamiformes; Cariamidae
Product: fibroblast growth factor receptor 1-like
Exons: 2
Cellular component (GO): plasma membrane
Molecular function (GO): fibroblast growth factor receptor activity; fibroblast growth factor binding
Source: RefSeq, a predicted model, not a curated record
AGCGGUCCCCGCACCGGCCCAUCCUGCAAGCAGGGCUCCCUGCCAACAAGACGGUGGCCCUGGGCAGCAACGUGGAGUUUGUCUGCAAGGUCUACAGUGACCCCCAGCCCCACAUCCAGUGGCUGAAGCACAUCGAGGUGAACGGCAGCAAGAUCGGCCCCGACAACCUGCCCUACGUGCAGAUCCUGAAGACGGCUGGCGUUAACACGACAGACAAAGAAAUGGAAGUCCUUCACUUAAGGAAUGUCUCAUUUGAGGAUGCUGGGGAGUAUACAUGUUUGGCGGGUAAUUCUAUUGGGAUCUCCCAUCACUCUGCAUGGUUGACAGUUCUCGAAG